AUGGCGGAAGCAUCCGACCUGUUGCCCGAGUACCUUCGGCCUCUAGAAAUACGGAACAUGCUGCGAAAUCCGUCCCAGAGCUCGGUAUCAGAGCCCAGAACAGGCCACAAGUUCAAUGGAGUGAUGAUUUCAGAGAGUCAGAACACCACUUUAGGAGACCAAAUUAAUGUGACGUAUACGAAUGAUCAGGAAGCUAUUCGUAAAGAGGUUUUGAAUUGGUUGUCACCUAGAGCCCUAGAAACCCCAUUUGACCGACUACGUGAAGAUCUCUGCGAAGGAGUCGGGGUCCAGGCAUUGGAGAGACCUGAAUUCUGCAACUGGUACGGAGGUCAUCAGAAGUGGCCCUGGUGCUACGGGAUGCCUGGUGCUGGCAAGACAUCGUUCGCAACCAUUGCCAUUGACCACAUCCAGAAAGCUCAAAGCACACGGCCAGGAAAUAUAGGCCUUGCCCACAUCUAUUUCGACCAUGAAGACGAUAAACAGUCAGCACUAAAGUUCCUCCGGAUGAUACUUCGUCAACUGGUUGAGCUCUCACCAACCAUUUCGGAUGAGGUCAUGUCGUUGUAUAACGACAACAAGUCUGCAAGGCGCCAAUCCAUCCUCAAGUCCCGAGAAUGCAAAGGACUCUUGAGACAAGAAAUGACCCGAUUUGAUACGAUAUAUAUCGUAUUUGAUGCUCUGGACGAGUGCCGGGAUGACGACGAGACUGCGAGUCGAACAGACACACGACAUGACUUGCUCGAUGCGCUUCAUACCCUUGGAGAGAAGUACCAGUUCUUGAUCACUUCAAGAUACGACGCGCCCUCAAGUGCCGGAGUUCGGUUGGAGGAUCCGUUCACAACGAUGCAGAUUUCAGCAACGCACGAAGACAUAUCGGAGUUCAUUCUCGGAGAGGCUUAUCAAGAGGCCUACGAAAAGAUUCUCAAGACUGUCUGGGAACAGGACAAGCAAUCGGCAGGCAUUGCCCAGACUGUGAUCUCAUGGCUCAAGUUCACUCAAGACCCCACCAAGGUCACAUUACCUCUUCUGCAGGGGGCGUUUUCUCUCAAGGCAGGAUUGCAUGUUACUGGCGAGCACACAGGGAUCUCCGAAGAGGACUUGCUUAGGGUUUGUCGGGGAGUCGUGACGAUAGACCGUUUCACUGAGAGAGUUCGCUUCAUUCAUUACACGGCAGACACUGACUUCGAGGAUGAGGCACGAUUGAUGAUGGACAUCCAUUGGUUCGACUUCAAUGACCGACCGGCAAUCAUCUUCCAGGCCGUCAUUGAUUCAUUAAAUUCCGACUGGAAGCCAAAGCCGGGUGGUUACGAAUACGCAGGUCUUGAACCACUUCACAUUGCCGCAUACUUCGGCCUCCAACAGACCGCCAUGAAGUUUCUGGACAGAGGAGAGGACAUUGAAGUGAAGGACUGCCGCGGAUGGACGCCGAUGCAAUGGGCAAUCGUUGGUCGUAGUCGUGACCUCGUUAAAAUGCUUUUCGAGCGCCAUGCAAGUCUUGUUUCUGAGGAUAUACACGGGUUUCCCGCAGUGUUUUGGGCAGUUGGGUCCAGGCUUACGGAAUUCAAGACGCAAUAUAUUUGCCUCUACGAUAAGGCAAGACUCGUGUAUGGCGAGUUCAAGGUCUUGGGGUCGAGACUAUCAUUUUCCGCGGCACUGCCAAGUACCGUGGAGUCGAGAACGAGCACCGAUGUUCUUCACUUUCUCCUCGAAAAUCUGCCGGAUAUAGAUAUCAGAAGAUCUGUUGACGAGCGAACACUAUUGUCAGUUGUGGCAGAGAAUUGGCAGUGGGACGCUCUCGAUAUCCUGUUAAGGCGCAAGCGGAUGUCAACCUGA
Molecule: messenger RNA, 1833 nt
Organism: Colletotrichum phormii
Lineage: Eukaryota; Fungi; Ascomycota; Sordariomycetes; Glomerellales; Glomerellaceae
Exons: 8
Coding region: 1-1833 (610 amino acids)
Molecular function (GO): protein binding
Source: RefSeq, a predicted model, not a curated record